UUCAUUGAAUUGGCUUCAGUUUCUUUGAGGCUGAGAUUGCGUUUAGACUCAAUUGAAAAUGCGGUGUUUGUCAAUUGCGUUCGUGCUGGGUCUCCUGGCCUUGGCCAGUGCUUCGCCCUUGUUGCCUGGCGAUGUGAUCAUCAACGGACACUGUGUCAACUGCAAUGUUCACGGAGGCUGAGGGCUGUUGAAACGCAAUUCAACUAGGAUUUAAAUCUCGCCACAAACAAACAACUGAAUACUAUGUUAAUGCCUAAGUAAUUUGCAAAUAUAUAUAUAUAUAUAUAAAUAUUUAUAAAAACA
This is a messenger RNA of Drosophila virilis, 303 nucleotides long. Its product is annotated as bomanin Short 3-like. Gene Ontology annotation, biological process: defense response. The record is from RefSeq and is a predicted model, not a curated record. Lineage: Eukaryota; Metazoa; Arthropoda; Insecta; Diptera; Drosophilidae.